CAUGGCGCUCUCCAACAACCACAUAUGUCCAGUCCACAACUGGAUUUAUAACCAGUCCUGUGAGCCGGAGAGCCCUGCCCCCUGCUGCACGCCGGACCACAUUCCCCUGGUCAGCAAGUGUGGCACCUUCCCGCCCGAGAGCUGCUUCUUCAGCCUGAUCUGCAGCCUGGGCGCCUUCAUGGUGAUGCUGCUCGGCCUGCUGCGGUACGCGCACGUCAUCGAGCGCGGCGGCGCCUCCCUGCUCAACACCGCGGGGCUGGCCACAGGGUGGAUCUGCGCCGCGGGGCUCAUUGUCGUCGGCAGCUUCCAGGUGGACCACGCCAAAGCGCUGCACUACGCCGGGGCCGGGGCGGCCUUCCCCACCAGCAUGCUGUUCCUGCUCCUCCAGUCCGUCCUGACGUACCGCAUGGCCAAGUCCAGGGGGCACUACUGGACCGGCCACCUGCGCAGCAUCCUGGCCGCCCUGGCGCUCGUCGCGCUCGUCUUCAGUGGCGCCUUCUUCAACCAGCACAGCACCGCGCUCCAGCACCUGGCCGCCCUCUGCGAGUGGCUGUUUAUCACCAGCGUCCUCGUCUUCUAUGGCACCUUCACCGCUGAGUUUGGAGCCAUCUCCACAGACACCUUCCUGGUGCUGCUGCGAGCCCGGCGGACUUCGAAGAGCCCCGGGGCGGGGGUUCCCACUGCCGGCGCCCCCAGCCCCCUGGAGGGCCUGGCUGUCAUGUGAGGGGCCGCCGGCAGCGGGUUCCUUGGGCACAUGGGCUCUCGCACGCGGCAGUGGGGGCUCUCAGCCGCAGGAGAGAUGUCGGGGCGCAAGGUUGAAGGUGCCCGAAACCGACUGGCCCUCAUCCACAUUUCGUGCCUUGGGGACGCUGACUGCAACCCGGCCUCCUGCGAGGAAAUGCAGUGGUGUUUCGGCCCUGAUUUCUUGGCUCUUGCAUCAGACCCUCCCCAUCCUUCAAUUCCUCCGGAAGAGAGGAUGAAAAAUGGUGUGGGAAAAAUAUCGGAAUGUGUCCUUUGCCGAUAGCGAGGCUGGUUUGGCCGUGGGGUGGGGUGGGCAGCAGCGCCCGUGCUGAGAUUCUUGGCCCUUCUGGCCGAAUGCCAGGCACCAGGAAGGGGAUUCCAGCCACGGGCCCUUUGCCAUCUCAGGAGAACGGCCGGGUGUUCUUCCCGACUUUGGGAUCUGCAUUGUCUUCAGGCAAUGCCUCUUGCCUCUGCAAGGAGGAGGAGGUCUCUUCCUCGGAGAGGAAUCUCUUUUAAAAGUGCCCUUAAUUUCCUUGGGACCAAAAGCAUUGGCUGAGUUAUCAUUCCUUGACAGCUCACUCCAGUCCUGUUUACGUGGGCGUUGUAUCCUCCUCUGAGUGCCUUCACAGCAGACCAUAAUUAACGUGCUGCUUGCCCCAGCAGAGCUGAGGCACGGCUGCUUCUCCAGGGAGCCUUAUUUAACCGCAGAUUCUUCCCCAGAACGUUCUCGGCUGCGGGCGAAGCACUUUAGUUCUAGAGCUCAUUGCCGGAAGGAUCCUCCGGAGCUCGGCCACGUGCUGACUCUGUGCCAGGCAGGAGGAGUCCUGGAAGCGAAAACCUCCUGUGUCCAGCAGCGCUUGGGGCCUCCAGGGGCCUCCAGAGGAGAGGGGACCAAUCCCCUUCGCUUUCUGGACUUCCUCCACCACCUUUCCCACUGCAGGAGCUCAAGUCCUGCUUAGGAAUUCAGGGCACCAACCGGUAGCUGAAGGCAGGAGGGCUGCUGGCCUGAGGAGGUGGAACGGUGCUCCCCAGACGGUCAGGAAAGCUCAUCAGACGUGACCCUGGUCUCCGCCUCGCCCAGUGCCUUGGAUGCUCUUAGCAGCAUUCUGUGCAGGAAUUCUCUGUUUCUGGGAUCUGCAUUUUCCCUCCCAUGGUGCCAAUUUCUCUGCCUGCCUUGAUUAUUCCAGCAGAGUUCCUCAGGUAUAACGCUUUAUGUGACUCUUCCCUGCAUACAUUCUAAAGAUGUGCGUGUUGAAGGUAGUGACAUUCCCAAAGAGAUGUGCCUUAAUAUAAUCUACAUGUGACUCAGUUGGGCAGUGCACACACAUUCCGCGAAGUGGCUCGCAGCCUGCCCGGGUGGGUCCCACGCUUGCGGGGCAGCUCUUCGCUGCCGGGGAGGGAAGCUGCCGUGGUGGGCCCCCCAGCCGCACCCCCUGGCUUUCUCCAGUGGCCCAAAAAGGCUGCGCAGGGUGGGGAGGCCUCCAUCCUCGGCGUGCGGCUGUGAGGUCGAGGGCUGCAGCACGUGCUCGAUG
This is a messenger RNA of Varanus komodoensis (Komodo dragon), 2273 nucleotides long. RefSeq names its product transmembrane protein 150A-like. The record is from RefSeq and is a predicted model, not a curated record. Lineage: Eukaryota; Metazoa; Chordata; Lepidosauria; Squamata; Varanidae. The transcript has 6 exons. The coding region runs from base 2 to 724 and encodes 240 amino acids.